CAAAACAAACACCUCCAUCAGAGAGAGAAUCGCACACACUGUUAAAACACGAAUUGGGUUUUUGUUCAAAAUUAAAUACAAUGGAUUUUUCCGGCAUGUUUCUCAUUUUCUUCGCCGCGGCUCUGUUUCUCUGUUUACUCCGGUUAAUAGCCUCAACCGUCAGAUUCCGCCAUAGCUCCUCCACAAAACUCCCACUUCCUCCGGGAACAAUGGGUUAUCCUUACGUCGGAGAAACAUUCCAGCUUUACUCACAAGACCCUAAUGUGUUCUUCGCAUCAAAACAGAGAAGAUAUGGAUCGGUGUUCAAGACUCACGUAUUGGGAUGUCCAUGUGUGAUGAUCUCAAGCCCUGAAGCAGCGAAGUUCGUAUUGGUUACAAAAUCUCAUUUGUUUAAGCCGACUUUCCCGGCGAGCAAAGAGAGGAUGCUUGGAAAGCAAGCUAUCUUCUUUCACCAAGGAGACUACCAUGUUAAACUCAGAAAGCUCGUUUUAAGAGCUUUCAUGCCUGAUUCAAUUAGAAACAUGGUCCCUAACAUUGAAUCAAUAGCUCAAGAAUCCCUCAGUUCUUGGGACGGAACUCAGCUCAACACUUACCAAGAAAUGAAAACAUACACUUUCAACGUGGCUUUACUUUCAAUACUCGGGAAAGACGAAGUCUUUUACAGAGAAGAUCUAAAACGAUGCUACUACAUUCUCGAGAAAGGUUACAACUCGAUGCCGAUUAAUCUCCCGGGAACACUAUUCCACAAAGCCAUGAAAGCUCGCAAGGAGCUAGCUCAAAUCCUCGCUAAAAUCUUGUCAAAGAGAAGACAAAACCCAUCAACGCACAAAGAUCUUCUCGGAUCAUUCAUGGAAGACAAAGAAGGAUUAAGCGACGAGCAAAUCGCUGACAACAUAAUCGGAGUCAUCUUCGCGGCAAGAGACACGACCGCGAGUGUGAUGACGUGGAUCCUCAAGUACUUAGCAGAUAAUCCAACUGUCCUAGAGGCUGUCACGGAAGAACAAAUGGCGAUAAAGAAAGGCAAAACAGAUGGAGAGAGUCUCACUUGGGAAGAUACAAAGAAGAUGACACUAACUUCUAGAGUUGUCCAAGAGACAAUGAGAGUUGCUACAAUCUUAUCUUUCACUUUUAGAGAAGCUAUCGAAGACGUUGAAUACGAAGGAUACUUAAUACCAAAGGGAUGGAAAGUAUUGCCACUAUUCAGAAACAUUCAUCAUAAUGCCGAUUUCUUUUCGAAUCCCGGAAAAUUUGAUCCAUCAAGAUUCGAAGUUGCGCCAAAACCGAAUACAUUCAUGCCAUUUGGGAGUGGGAUCCAUUCUUGUCCUGGCAAUGAAUUAGCUAAACUUGAAAUCUCCAUUCUAAUCCAUCAUCUCACCACUAAAUACAGGUGGUCGAUCGUGGGACCGAGUGAUGGAAUUCAGUAUGGACCGUUCGCUCUUCCUCAAAAUGGAUUGCCUAUUGCCUUGGAACGAAAACAAGAGGCUGACGUGUAAAAAAUUACAGAAGUACCCAUUAGCUUUCUAAAAUUAGAAAGCGAGAACUUUAAAGAGAUCAGUUCUCUUUUAUUUCAUUGACUAAGAAACAAUAAUACAGAAAUGAAAAAGAAUAAUUAGGAAAAAUCCCAAAUGGGACCCCCAAGUGUACAUACAUUUUAGUUAUUGUUAUUACAAUUUUUAGUUUAGAUUUAGUAAACGUAGAGAAUUAAAUUUUGGGAUUUGUCUUUGUUAUGUCUCUUAGUUGUAAAUUCUUUUGUUACCAAUGUUAUAAACACCAUUUAUGGAAUUCUCAGUUAAGAAGUUAUCAACUUCUAGUUCGUUAGCUCCGACUCCAAAAAUCUCUCAAACAGUUGUCAACCCUUAAAAUUCAUUUUCCCAGAUCUGACUUCUUUGACAUUCUUCGGUGGUUGUCGUUCCUUGUCAACGCCAGAGAGGAACUCUUCUUGAUUAUUUUUAAUUUUUGCUCUUUCUUUUAACUUCUUCAAAUCUCUUUUAAUAGCUACCGAGUCUUUUAGUUUCUUUUGGUAUUGUUUCUUUGUUGACAAGGUGGAUGGUUAUGGACGCAAAGGGUGGUGUUCAAAGGUUGCCAAUUUGGCAUCUCGUCGCUAGUUGGCUAGGAAUUUUUUCAACUAGGAUUUGAGAAUGCAUUCCUUGCUCUUGGUCUGGGGUUGAUUGUCGGUUGAGUUAGAGUUUGAUUGAUGUGAGUAGUGAUGGCUCGUUUCUUUGAUAUGCUUCGCGGUGGAAGUAAUAGUUGAUUAGAUAUGGUGUUAUUUGAUUAUUUGGAAUUGUUCGGUUGCUUUUCAUUCGAGGUUAUAGAUUUUUAAAUAAUUUGACUCUCUUCUCCCUCUCUCUCUCUCUCCUUGCUGUAAGAUUGUGUCUUGCUUUUACUUAGCCUAGUUGUGGUUGUCUUACAUGAUCUGGAUGGAUGUAUUCGAAUAUGUCAAACAUAUGAUUUUGUCUUAAUAAAUGUGGAUAUUUUCUGUUUUGAUUUGUAACCAAGGUUAUUUUAUUUGUCUUGUGGAGAUCUAGUGGUUUUAUUUGUGUUACAACAUGGUUAGUAUGGGCGGAAACGGAGCAAAUAGUACCC
Molecule: messenger RNA, 2583 nt
Organism: Eruca vesicaria subsp. sativa (arugula)
Lineage: Eukaryota; Viridiplantae; Streptophyta; Magnoliopsida; Brassicales; Brassicaceae
Source: the annotation of a GenBank genome assembly